Molecule: messenger RNA, 266 nt
Organism: Drosophila teissieri
Lineage: Eukaryota; Metazoa; Arthropoda; Insecta; Diptera; Drosophilidae
Exons: 2
Coding region: 1-246 (81 amino acids)
Source: RefSeq, a predicted model, not a curated record
AUGAUUCUGUUACGGUUAACACUGAGCUUAGUGCUUCUUAGAAGUACCACAAACUGUGCUUUUCUAAAGGGUUGCAACUAUGGCGGGUCCUGCGUGGACGAGAAAUGGAGAAACCACACUCAUUGGAACAUCAUUUGCAUGGAGUGGAUGGAACUUGAUGAAGGUGAUAUUGAUACCUGUCCAAAACCCUGGAAAUGCUGCCAUACUACGCAAUACGAAAAGAAGAUUCCAUAUCCAAAACACUAACCGUGAAGCCCUAAACUUUA